This is a messenger RNA of Bursaphelenchus okinawaensis, 3994 nucleotides long. The record is from the annotation of a GenBank genome assembly. Lineage: Eukaryota; Metazoa; Nematoda; Chromadorea; Rhabditida; Aphelenchoididae.
AUGAAUGUUCAUUGGAUCACCUUCGAAGAUGGUAUAGGCUUUAAAGUCAGAAUCUCAAAAAAACUUUCUAGAAAAUCUCGAGAAAAUCGAGAUUAAAAAAUUACGUUUUGAAUUUUCCGCUAAAUUGGCAUUAUGUUUCAAGCUUACAACUUUGUUGCAUCCAGGCUUUUAACAAGUUUUUUAUGUUAUACUAGUAAAAAACUUUUUUAAAUAAACCUACAUUGUUAAAUUUCAAAACGUACCUUAUCUAGAACACCAAAAAAGGGUUUGCAAAUUGCAACACAACGCCAAAUUUGCCUGAUGAGGCCGUUUGGGUACUUUCCUCGUGUGCUUUUUCUUUCUUUUGUUGAUUAAAAAGCGCCUGAAAUGAUAUUUUUAAAUUUUUAAAACGUAAUUUUUUGAUUUCAGCUAUAAGUGAAGUAAGGUAUGGCACAAAAUUAGAGGAGCUUAAAAAGGCUGUUACGGGACGAACACAUAACUUUAAGUUCGAUGUCAUUACUCGAUACAUUCACAAUGCUAUUAUGGUAGAUUUGCUACCUAAUACGACUUAUUGUAAGUUUUUUUAAGUUACAGGCUCCUGUAUAACGAAUCGCUCGGGGACUGGAAACUUGUUCGUUAUAAAGGAGUUUCGUUAUACAGAAGUUUUCAAAACACUGUACAGUGGAAGACGGGAAUUCAAAGUUGUUCGUUAUACAAGAGUUUCGUUAUACAUGGAGUUCCACUGUAUAAUGACGCAAUGAAUCAAUUCGUAUUUUACGCUUUUUUUAAUUUUACUGCAAGGGUUACUUAUGUAUCGUUAAAAUAUCAUUUUUAUAGCCUACCGUAAAUGGUAUUAUCAAGCAGUUUACAUAGAGGUUUAUAAGAAAUUUAUAAAAAUACUAAAUUAUCUAGUUCAAAUAAUCCUGUGCCCUCCAACUCCGAAAAUUUGCUUGAAAAGAGGGCACAGAAACAUUUAAACAAUCUAAUAAUUCAGAAGCUAAAACUUGGCCCACCAAUUAGCUAGCCGUUAGCUUUAAAUACAAGUUAAAAGUGUAAUAUUAACAUUAUGUUUUAGACUACCAAGUAGGAGGCGAUGGAGUAUGGAGUAAAACAUAUACCUUCAAAACUUUACCCUUUGACAAAACCGACUAUAGUCUUCGAAUUUGCAUAUUCGGUGACCUUGGAGUAGAGAAUGGCAUUUCUUUGGAGUAUCUGGCGGAAGCUGCCCAGAACAAUGAGUUUGACUUGAUUAUUGAUGUUGGUAUGCCAUUAUUUUUUUAAUUUUAAUUAGUGUUAGAAUUUAAAAUGAUUUUUUAUAUUUUUUAGCCUCAAUAAGAUCACGUUGUUCGUAUUAUACAAUCUAAACGUUUAAAAAUUAAUUUAAAAUGCCAUUUUAAGGUGACUUUGCAUAUGACCUCCACACGAACGAUGGCCAAAUUGGAGAUAUAUUUAUGAAUCAAAUGGAGCCAAUAGCGAGUAAAGUGCCAUUUAUGGUAGUAGCCGGUAACCAUGAGGAUGAUGGAAAGAACUUCUCUCAUUAUGUCAAUCGGUUUAACAUGCCCAAUGAUCCUUUUGGAGAUAGCCAGGUUUAUAGGUCAGUAAGUCAUGAAAAUUGCAUUGCUGCGAACCUAACUUAAUACAGAGUAGAGAUAGAGAAGGUAAAUUGAAGAAAUAGUAAAAUUACCUUUAUAUAGGCUUUUUUACUUUCAUAUUGACUUAAUUUUACCUCAAUAUUAACCUGCUUUUAACUCAAUAAAGCCUUUACCUCAAUAUAGCCUACUACAAAAUCAAAAUCUAUGUUCUUUUCAGUUUCAAUGCAGGACCAAUUCAUUUCGUAGCUAUUAGUACAGAGUACUAUGGCUUCUUCUAUGAGUACGGACCACAGUCAGUGAUUAGGCAAUACUUUUGGCUCGAGAAUCAUUUGAAAGAAUAUCAAAGAACAUUGCGACAGGAAAGACCAUGGUUGAUUACUUUCCAACAUCGACCAUUCUACUGCUCCAAUUCCAAUAACUUUGAGUGUCAUUCUUUUGAGAAUACUUUGGUAAGUAACUUUUAUUCAUAGUCAGAUUGAAUACUAAGGAUCUUGUAUUAGUUACAAACUACUGUGUGGUAUAAGAAAACCCACUUUAUAGUUAAUAAAGCCUAGUGUAAGCCAUAUUUACAGGGUGCGCCCAAUGAUCUGUUACAAAACUUUACCGGUCGUUUUCUCAAUGUUGCGGUUAAAUUAUUUAAAAUUUUUUAUUUCAGCUUAUUCUCCGUGUUUUUUUAAUUGUAUAACCAUAAAAGUUAAGUCUUCAUUGUCUACUGUCUGUCUGUUUUUAGAUGUCAAACAUGAGGGCUGCCGUCAUCAAAUUAAAUAAUGAAGGAAAAAGUAACCCCAAAAUCGCGAAAUUGUCGAAUAUUUUAAGAAUGACAGUCCACAGAGCCGUAAAACGUUUCGAAGAGCUUAGACAUGACUGUGACAGACCUAAAAGUGGGCGUCCACCAUCUGUUAACAACGUGGCCAAUCGACAGAUGAUCAAGAAGCGCUUCAAGCGAAAUCCACGGACUUCAGUAAGAAAGAUGGCCCGGGAGACAGGAAUCAAAGAAUCUACUUUGAGGCGCAUAGUGGAAAAGAAACUUAAGAUGAAGCCGUACAAACUCAAAAAAGUUCAGAAGCUAACUGAAGAAAACAAGGCGGUACGUUUCGAAAGAUGUAAACUGCUUCAGCAGCGGGCCGCUGGUCAAAACUGGGAACGAAUCCUUUUCACUGAUGAGGGGAUAUUUACAUUUUACAGAGGCCUACAAUCCCCAAAAUGACAAAUAAUACUCAACAGAGGCUCCUUAAGCUGAAUCCAUCGUGGCAAGUCGUCAACACCCUCGGGACAUUAUGGUUUGGACCGGUAUCUGUGCUUCAGGCAAGAUUUCUUUGAUUUUUGUCGAUGAAGGCGUGAAGAUCAACAAAGAAGUGUAUCAAAGAGACAUUUUGGAAGCUGUGGUACUCCCUUUUGCUCGGAAGCUUCAAAGGUGCCGCAUGGGUCUUUCAGCAAGACUCUGCACCCGCCCGUAAAGCAAAAUCAACGAAAGAGUAGUGUCGAACCCAUUUCCCUGACUUCAUUGCAUAUGCUGAAUGGCCUCCAUAUUCUCCCGAUCUCAAUCCUAUGGAUUACCGUGUGUGGUCGAUAUUGGAGGCUAGGGUAUGUAGUAGAAGACACCAAACUUUGGAGUCUUUGAAACAAGCAUUGAUCGAAGAGUGGGACAAAGUGUCACCGGAGGUACUGCGGCCCAUCGCUGAGAACUUUUUGAAGCCUUUACGCUUGUGCCAAGCCGCAAAAGGGGACACUUUGAAACCGAUUGACUAUGUUAUAACUAGUACUACAUGUUACUAUUGUUAGUUGUUGUUUUAGUUAUAUUUGUUGUUAAAAUAAAUAUUUGAUUAAAAAACCGUGUAACAGAUCAUUGGGCGCACCCUGUAUAGCUAUAAUAACAAAGAAUAGUUAAGGACACAUUAUUAUAGAUCACAAAAGGCUACCAAGAUAUGCCCGGCCUAGAGAAGCUCUUCAUCGAAAACGGAGUAGACAUGGGCUUCUGGGGCCACCAACACUCGUACGAACGCUUCUUCCCCAUCAGUUACCGCAGAGUAUACAACCUUACCGAGAACCCCUACCACAAUGCUCCAGCUCCAACUUACGUCAUCACUGGUGCAGCCGGCUGUCACACAAAACACGCCUACUUCGACCAGAACCCAGUACCAGGCAGUGCGGCACGUUACGUUGACUACGGCUACUCAGUACUACACGUACACAACCGUACUCACUUGUAUAUGGAACAGAUUUCGGUUGAGAGACAGAAGAAAGUUAUCGAUGAAUUCUGGAUUUCCAAGGAUGAAAACACUUUUCCAUCGAUCGAAAGGGCUCAACAACAUAUGGCUAUUAACUUCCCUGAAUAUGUGGAACCGACCAGUUGUAAUGUAAAAGACCCUAGAUGUAGAUUCAAUCGACAACGACGAAACUUGUUCAACAAGGGUCAGAAGUAG